GCUCACUCGGCUAGUUUGGUCUAGUCAAAAUGGCGAACCUCAUGUAGGGGUCGAGUACGAUUACCUAUCACAUUUUAAUCACUUUUAGGGAGUUUAUUUUCCAGCUUGUUAGCUCUUCGGUGAGCCAUGUUCACCAGCAUAGCUCUGCGGACCGUCCUAAAAUCUUCAGUUGGUGUUUUGAGGGAGCUGUGCCCCGCUGCGCCAGUGAAACCGUGGACAUGCAGCUCGGCUAUGUUAUCAGGACCGAGAGUCAGCUGCGUUGCAGGAAGCUUUGCUGUUCCACCACCAGUGAGACAAUAUGCUCGGGGUGUAAAGAAAAAGAAGCCAAGCCCACAGAGCCAGCUGAGUGAUAUUCCUUCAACAACACUGAGGAUGGAUUAUUCAGCUGUACCCCUUGCUCAAACGACUGAUGAUGUUGUCAGAAGACUUCUUUCACUGGAGUUAGCACGUAAGAGUGACAAGCUACAGCUGAAGAAGGAACAGCUUGUUGCGAAAGUCCAGAGGGAUGAGAAUGACCGCAGCUCAGUGGAAGUCCGGGUGGCUAUUUUGACAGCAAAAAUCCGAAACUAUCAGGAGCACUUGCAGCAACAUCACAAGGACAAAGCUAACAAGAGGCGGAUGCUCAUGGACAUUGACCGAAGGAAAAAGCUUUUGAAACGCCUCAGGCUGGUUCGCUAUGAUGCCUUUGAGAAAGUGUGUGAGCAGCUGGGCAUCACUUACACCUUCCCCCCAGAGUACUACAGACGAGCUACCCGUCGCUGGCUGGCCAAGAAGGCUCUCUGCAUUAAGGUCUUCAAAGAAGUGCAGAAGCAGAAAGCAGAGCAGAGACUGAAGCUGAAGGAAAGUUUAGCCUCCAAAGAGACAGAGGCACCCAAGACAAAAACUGAGGCCCAAUAAAAGACAACAUACUGUAUAUUACAAUGUUCAAUUCUAAAUUCUCAUGUUGACCAACAUCUUUACUUUUACAUCUUUAGAUAUGGUAAUGUGGCAUGUGGAUAAUCUACUUCCUUCAUGUUUUACCAUCAUGAAAUAUUAUUUGUUUUUGCUGUCAGGUUGAUGUCAGAAUUGUCUGAAAAUGUCAGAAUUAAAUGGAAUAAAGUGACUUAGAAAGUGA
Molecule: messenger RNA, 1114 nt
Organism: Lates calcarifer (barramundi perch)
Lineage: Eukaryota; Metazoa; Chordata; Actinopteri; Centropomidae
Gene: mrps15
Product: mitochondrial ribosomal protein S15
Exons: 8
Coding region: 127-897 (256 amino acids)
Biological process (GO): translation
Cellular component (GO): ribosome
Molecular function (GO): structural constituent of ribosome
Source: RefSeq, a predicted model, not a curated record